CUCAUUAUUCUCUCUCUGACUACCUGACGCAGCUGAAGCAGCGAGGAGGAAACCCGCCACCACCAGCAUCCUCUGCUGCACCAUGGAGGCGGCCACACCAACAAAGCCAUGGACAGCAUAUAUAUUAGGGCAUAGCUCACUAAUUCCCAUUUUGACGAUAAUUUUAAGCCAAGUCUGUCGGAUAAGAGCAGAUGACAGCGGCAUGGAGGAACUUGCCACGGAGAAAGAGGCAGAGGAAAGUCACAGGCAGGACAGCGUGAAUUUACUCACAUUCAUUUUGCUUUUGACACUCACAAUCCUCACGAUAUGGCUCUUCAAACACAGAAGAGUGCGCUUCCUUCACGAGACCGGGCUCGCGAUGAUAUACGGUCUUUUGGUGGGUGUUAUUUUGCGGUAUGGCAUCCCCUCCACCAGCUACCAUAAUAAAACUCCACCAAGCUGCUCGCUGAAGGAGGGACCCGUCAGCACGCUGCUUCUCAACGUUAGCGGAAAGUUUUUCGAGUACACGCUGAAAGGCGAGAUCAACUCCAGAGAGAUCCACAAUGUGGAGCAAGAUGACAUGUUACGUAAGGUGACCUUUGACCCAGAGGUGUUCUUCAACAUCCUGCUACCUCCCAUCAUAUUUCACGCUGGAUACAGCCUCAAAAAGAGACAUUUCUUCAGAAACCUGGGGUCCAUAAUAACUUAUGCUUUUCUGGGCACUGCCAUUUCCUGUUUUGUCAUUGGAAACCUCAUGUAUGGUGUGGUGAAACUGAUGCAGGUUUUGGGUCAACUCACCGACAAGUUUUACUACACAGACUGCCUCUUCUUUGGUGCCAUCAUAUCUGCCACAGAUCCAGUCACAGUGCUUGCAAUCUUUAAUGAGCUUCAUGUCGACGGUGAUCUUUAUGCACUGCUGUUUGGAGAGAGUGUAAUGAACGAUGCAGUCUCCAUCGUCCUGUCAUCGUCCAUUGUGGCGUAUCAGCCAACAGGAGGAAACUCACACACUUUUGACGCUUCAGCCUUCUUCAAAUCAGUGGGGAUCUUUCUGGGGAUCUUCAGUGGCUCAUUUCUUAUGGGUGCAGCUACUGGAGUGGUCACUGCCCUCGUGACAAAAUUCACCAAGCUGCACUAUUUUCCUCUGCUGGAGACGGCUCUGUUCUUCCUCAUGUCCUGGAGCACGUUUCUACUGGCUGAAGCUUGUGGAUUUACAGGUGUUGUGUCAGUGCUGUUUUGUGGAAUCACACAGGCUCAUUAUACUUACAACAAUCUCUCAGAGGAAUCGACCAAACGCACCAAACAGUUGUUUGAGGUCCUGCACUUCCUGGCUGAGAACUUCAUCUUCUCAUACAUGGGCCUGGCGCUCUUCACCUUCCAGAAUCACGUCUUCAGUCCUAUUUUCAUAGUCGGGGCCUUUAUAGCCAUCUUUAUAGGUCGGGCCUUAAACAUCUACCCCCUGUCCUUCCUGAUCAAUCUGGGCCGAAGACACAAAAUCGGUGGACCCUUUCAGCACAUGAUGAUGUUUGCGGGGCUCAGAGGGGCGAUGGCGUUCGCAUUGGCGAUUCGCGACACCGCCACAUACGCUCGGCAGAUGAUGUUCACUACGACCCUGCUUAUUGUGUUCUUCACGGUUUGGGUAUUUGGUGGAGGCACAACGCCAAUGCUGUCCUGGCUGCAUAUAAGAGUGGGAGAGUCUUCGACAGCAGAGACGGAGAGGCUACAUAGACUACGGCGUUACAUCAGAGUCGGAGUUGACCCAGAUCAGGAUCUUCAGCCAUGUGGAGACAGUUUCCAGGUCCUGCAGGGUGACGGAAGCCAGUCUGAAGGGCAGAGCAAGACGAAGCAGGAGAGUGCUUGGCUCUUUAGACUUUGGUACACUUUUGACCACAAUUACCUGAAACCUAUCCUGACCCACAGUGGCCCUCCACUGACCUCCACUUUGCCGGCCUGCUGUGGUCCGCUGGCUCGCUGUCUGACCAGCCCCCAGGCUUAUGAGAGCCACGAGCAGCUUCGAGACAACGAUUCCGACCUUAUCCUGAACGAAGGAGACCUGACGCUGACGUACGGCGACACGGCCAUCACCGCCAACGGAGCCUCGUCUUCAUCGGGCCCCGAGGGAUCGGCCGGCGGCUGGGGCGUCAACGGCAAACGCAGCGACAGCACGUCGGAGGACGCUCUGGAGCGAGAACUGGACACGCGCGAACAAGAGCUCUUGAGCCGCGGCACUCGUCUCGUUUUCCCCAUCGAGGACCACGCUUGACUCCGCCCCGUCACCACUCAUUACGACCUCAGGCCAUGCCUCUCUCUCUCUCCGUGCUCCAUGCCUUCACUUUCAUAGCACAUCACCCCAUUCGACCCCUACUGGACCCUUCAAAUAUCUCAUGAAGGGGGGCUUAAAAUGUGAAGGAAUAUAUGGAGAGGGAAAAUGCGAGAAAUGCAGAGGUAGUCAGAUCAUCCUCAAACAGAUGGAGUAAGACUUUUGAUUCUGUAUAUCCCUGUAUUAAUGUGAGAGAAAUGUGAAACUCCUGUUAAGAAUGCAUAAUGACGGAUCUGGCUAUUGAAUGAUAUAAGUGCUGUCAUGUUUGAUAAUGGAUGGAUGCAGAAGAGUAGCCGUGUGUUUCCCUUCUGCACUUCCAUACAGUCACGUACAUGCACUUCUUGUCAAUCAUUCUUUGUUUUCUACAAAUUCAGAUGGACGAAGCUGGAAAAUUACAGAGAAACGCACAAAGCUGGAAUUACUAAAAGAAACAAGUCACUGUUUUGAUAUACAAAUACCGAACAGACAACCCAGUAUUAUAUCGGAUCUUCUUCAGGUCAUUUGCAUUUACAGUAAACAUCUAAUCAUUUCCAUCAGGCCUUGUAAAUACUCACAGCUGUACAUCACAAGUCUUUGUGAAAGCCCAGCAACAUUAUUUGACAAGUUUGCAUGAUACCUACGCCAAUUCUUUCCUGCAGCAUCGCCCUUUAAUUUAACAUGCAAAGUAGCUGCGAAUGCAUGAGUCUGACCCAUGCAUUUUAGCUGCAUCAAAUUUAAAAAGAGUGUUACCUAUAAAACACUUCCUAAAACCAGAACAGACCCCAUUCUGCAGUAGAUGCACUUGUGGCGUUCCCUUUGCGCCUCUACAAAAAAUAUAUAGAGAGAAUUUAUAAGGGUGGAUGGUCUCUUUAUGAGCCACUACUACAGUAUGUGACAACCAGCUCUCCAAAAUUUAGGAAGGUGAAGUGACAGCAUGAGAUUGACAGAAUGCAGUGGGCUAUGGAGGACC
Molecule: messenger RNA, 3245 nt
Organism: Misgurnus anguillicaudatus (oriental weatherfish)
Lineage: Eukaryota; Metazoa; Chordata; Actinopteri; Cypriniformes; Cobitidae
Source: RefSeq, a predicted model, not a curated record